AGACAGUCUAAAGCGGUGAAGUGCAUUGUUGAUUUUAACUUGAGAAAAGUGCGAGAGAUCAUGAGGUACUCGUUAGUGUCCAUAUUUUUGGUUUGUUCCUUGGGAUUUUCCAGGGGAGAUGCGGGGCAACCAGGAUCAAACAUCAAUUCAUCUCCCCAACAGUCAUCAUACACAGAAGAUGACAGCGACAUGUACAUGGAGGAUAUGGACCAUCAACCACAAGGGUCCACCGUGCAAGAGCAGAAAGAGCAACAGGAGAGCGAGAACAGCUUCUACCCUGCAUUCAGCCAGUCUCUGGGUCAUUCGAGACCAUUCUUAGAGUACCAGGAAGGAGCAUACAGUCAAAGAGCCCAACCACCCUUCCAGCAAGUGUUUGAAGCUCCUGUUAGGUUUGCCGGCUUCAAGGAAGGUUACCACCAAUCCGCCUCGAACCCCGCCCCAAAGACCCACGACCUCCUAGGAUCCGGCAAUUUCGGCGUGAUAAAAGGAGGCACUUUUUACAACGAGAACGACGCCGAACAAGCUGAACAAACGGCCUAUAGCGACUUCAGCGAGUUCUUCCACAACGGGCACGGCAGGCCUUCGUUCUACGGAGGACGUCCAAACCCCAAGCCGUACAAGCACGAGCAGUUCGCGAACUUCAAGGACUUCGCCGACAUCAAUACUCCUUCCGAUAGGCAGUACUCCCAGUACGUCGUUGUGUACGUGAACAAGAAUGGUACUGAGGAACCGGCUCCUAUGAAUAAACCCAUACACAACAAGCCUAAUAAUAUUAUAGAGAGCCUAGCUCUGUUGGAUUUGGAAUCCGAUACCACAACUGAGCCUGAGCCAGAGAAGAAGAUGUCCAAGUCCAAAAGGAAGUUAGCUCUGCUGCCCCCAGAAAAGAAACACAGAGCUAAGUUGGCGAAGAAGGAGAAUCUUACCAAAGAAUUAAGCGAACCUCUGCUUGCGCUUAGUUAAUAGUAGUUUUUUUUUUAGUUUUUGGACUAGCUCUCUGAUAAUUCGACGGAACUAGAUGUGACAGGUUCUGUCCAAGGAUUGUUAUUUUCUUCUGUGUUGUUGCUGUUUUAAAUAAUGUUGGUAGGGUUGCUAGUAAGUACAACUAGUGGAGUAGGCAAUUCAGUGUAUAGUAAAUAGACCUCUCAUUAUGUGGUGCUUUCCAAAGACAAUUAGGUAAUAUCUUACAAAACGUUAUUUUAGAUGAGUUAUGUUUUGACAAUCAACGAAAACCUGGAACAAUUCAUUACAUACAUUACUAAGGUAGAAACAGAUUCGAGCAAUACUCUGUUCAAAAAUAAAGGUUACAUAAUUUUUUUAAUCUGAAUACACAGAUUUUAAAGUUGUUUGACAACAUUAAUUUUUAACGUAUUCAAACAUACACCUGCCACUGUGACAUACGUACUACAAAUUGUAUCUGCCCAAAUAUGUAGCACUAUUGGAAAAAAGAGCUUUCUUCAUCUUCCUUCUACCAUUGUCAUCAUCAUUGUCAUUAUCACCAUCAUCAUUGUCAUCACCUUCUUCUUUUAACAUAGACCUUCAGCUUCUUCAUUCAUGUUUCAUCCAUGUUCUUUAACAUUUUUGGCUGCUUUUUGGCUUCUUCAUUCAAUCUGACUUUUUUAUGAUCCGAUUUCCUUGGGUGACAGGUUGGUAUGCUGGAUUAAAAAAAUGUCUAAAAAAUUAGUGACAUUAAAAAAAUAUAUUUUAAUUGAAGACCUCACCCCCUUCACCAUCUCCAUCGACUAUACCUAAUGAAAUUGGUAAUAAUUUUGGAUUCAUACAGGUUUUGUUCUUUCUGUGAAAGACACUAGAAUGUUAUCAGAUUUACUUUCAUUACCAAUUCAUGUAAUUUACACAUUCUCCGUUAUCGAAGAAAAAAAUAAUUGAGGAAGAGGAAGUAGAAAUAUAUAUUUAAAUCGAAUUCCACCAAAAGAUAUUGUUUCAGUCACAGUGGCUUGUGGUCAAUCAUGGGUGACUAGAUAAUUUUUUGUUAAAAAGUAAUUUGUAAAUCAUGUUAUAAAUUCAGUGCCUGCAAUGGACAGUUUCGACAUUGUUUUGAGCAAUUGUUUCCCAAGUAUUGCUUAGUAGGUACUGAAUUUUGGUAUCUCCUUGCGUUAAUAUUACAAAAGAAGCUUUCCACAAUAAACAGAAUAUUUUACUUUUAAAUUUAUAAUUUUUGUAUCUACUUAAAAUUGUACAUUUUCGUACAUUUUCUGCGCUUAAAAAUUUUGAAAUAACAAUAAUCUUUCUCCCCGUAAAAUCUACACAUGCGUCAUCCUUAUAUAAAUAAAAAUGAUAAAAACAAUCGAUUUUGUUGUGAUUUUGCAGUUAUUUGUAACCUCUCAGUAUUAUAAUUCACAUGUGUAGCAAAUGCAGCCACGCUAAAAGUAAUGAAUAAGCAGAUAUUUUGUAAUAAAGAAUGUUAAAAAAAAGACAUCAACGGUUGCAUUUUGCUUUGUUUUCUUUGAUUUAAUUCUUCAAUAAUCUUAUCCCUUUUAAAUUUAUUGUGGUUACUUGACAAGUUAUUAUUAAUUUAUCAGAAAACAAAACAUAUUUCCCUAGUUAGUUGUAUUGUUCUCAUCAGUUAAAACAAGGCAUAAUUGUCACUGCCCUAAGUACCGAUAAAUAAUGUUCAAUUAUGCAUUUUAGUAAAUUAUUAGCAUUAGAUGUUUAAAUAACUAAUUGUCUUCUCUAAAAAAUGGAUGUAAAACAUGGAUUUUAAAUUAGAUAGUAGGUACAAUUAACAAAUUUUUUUCUUAAAGUCGAAAUUUACCAAAAUAUCCACAUUCUAGGGAAACAUUUAGUUAAGUAUUUCGAUUAUAAUGUCAUACUUUAGAAAUAUACUAGGUAUAUUUUAAAUGACUGAAAGAUAGAUUAAGAGUUAUGUUUAAGUUAAAAAGUUACCAGUCUAGUUAGGAAAUAUAAUGUUGUUGUAGCGAAAUUGUAACAUUAUAGACAUA
Molecule: messenger RNA, 2957 nt
Organism: Anoplophora glabripennis (Asian longhorned beetle)
Lineage: Eukaryota; Metazoa; Arthropoda; Insecta; Coleoptera; Cerambycidae
Exons: 3
Coding region: 61-960 (299 amino acids)
Source: RefSeq, a predicted model, not a curated record